Messenger RNA from Hippocampus comes (tiger tail seahorse), 1937 nucleotides. It is a transcript of the gene cdc42ep1b, whose product is annotated as CDC42 effector protein (Rho GTPase binding) 1b. The record is from RefSeq and is a predicted model, not a curated record. Gene Ontology annotation, cellular component: plasma membrane; cytoskeleton; cytoplasm. Gene Ontology annotation, molecular function: small GTPase binding. Gene Ontology annotation, biological process: positive regulation of pseudopodium assembly; Rho protein signal transduction; positive regulation of actin filament polymerization. The coding region runs from base 592 to 1638 and encodes 348 amino acids. Lineage: Eukaryota; Metazoa; Chordata; Actinopteri; Syngnathiformes; Syngnathidae. The transcript is spliced from 4 exons.
UAACAUAUUCCUAAUCAUUUUCAUCCCACCCCCGACUUUCUCUGACUCCUCCCCCUCUUCCUCUCCAUCGCUCUCUUUCCACUUGCCACCGGCAUAGCCGACGUGCAGCUGCUCUGUACUGAUGCAAACUUCAUGUGCAUACGGGAAUACAGACAAGCCAAAGGACGAGCAAAGUGAAAAUAGGAGAAAUUGCAUUCUUCGUGAAGGAUUUUUUUUUUUUUUUGUAUCCCGUAGUGCCGGCGUUCCUGGGGUGUGAAGGAGUUCCGGGAAAGAGCGGACAAAGCGACUUGGUGACAAGGAUGGCGCCGCGCACGGAUAAACCUCUUCAGAUGAUGCAUGACGCUGGGCCCACCCUGCUGGAUGCGGAAUGACUCACCCAAAUUUCUCUCAGGAAGUGAAGACCUUUUGAAAACAAAGGACCCUCUGCCAGUAAGUGACGUGACCUUGGGCGAAGGUGCCGCGCGUUGAGGAUGACUUGCUUGAAACCCGCAUUGUGGAAUAAAUGGUGGAGAAAAUCUGGCAUUCCAAAGUAACCCAUCUUUAAGCAAACUCGGGCCUUCCGUAUCGAAAAUUCAAGAGAAAUUUAGAGCCAUGAGUCUUGGAAAACUUCCUCGGAUUAAGAGCCUCGUGUCUGGCUCCCAGGAGAGACGUCGUUUCAAGAGCGACCUCUCCGUGGACAUGAUCAGCCCGCCGCUGGGCGACUUCCGACACACAAUGCACGUCGGCCGCGGCGGGGACGUGUUUGGUGACACGUCUUUUCUGAGCAACUACGGAGGAGGCGUCAGAGAGCCGGGCAGUCCCGACUCAUCAAACAGCUCCAAAUCGACGGGCUUCUUCACACGCACCUUCAGGCACAUACGGAAGAAUUCUGGGCCACGGGGGGAACUCCGGGACUGUUCAUCUCCGCCGCCGGACAUCUCACCCAUCAUCAAGAAUGCCAUGUCCCUGCCUCAACUCAACGUUGAUUCUCCCAAUGGGUGCUUGCAGAGGGUCACGCUCCCGAAUUCCAUCAGCUCAACAGACAGCGCCAUCUGCACAUAUGGUAUCCAAUCCGGAUUUGUCACUUUGCCACGCUGCUCUCGCCUUGACAGACCGUUUCUCGACGGAGAACUGCGAGUGUCUGUGCGAGAACGAAACGGCAAGGCCUUGACCCGGUCGGACUCCCUCACCUCUUUCACGUUGGACCUGGGCCCCUCCCUGAUGACCGAAGUUCUGGGUUUGUUUGACAACCCCGGCUACCUCCAGGGGGCCAGCCAGGUGGCAGCAACUGAGGAGAAAGACAAAAAUGACGGUGAGGAGGCGGAGGAGGAUAACAGAUCCCUAACGGAGACAUUUGUGAGCCCUGCUGUGAGUUCCACGAACUCCUCGGUGCGCAGCGGGUCAUCGAGAAGGAACGGUAAGGAGCACUCGUGUAGCGGUAGCGGGACGGAGGAGGACAGGAGGUCAGUUGCCGCAUCCUCCAAAUCUCCUCCGAGGUCUCCCCCCAAACGAGAAGCUGCCAUGGAGUCGGAGCGCUUCCAGAGGGCAGCCGACGUGCUGUCUCGACAUUACGGCGGAGGCGCCGUCACAAGGCUCAGUCCUCCUCUUUCCAAAACGCCAUACACGUUUUCUGAAGAGGAAGAGGAAAUCAAAGUGUAAAUGAGGAUUAUCCGCUCUGCAAUAAUCUUGCUUCCGCCAUUUUAUACAACAGAUUUCUAAGCUAUUGUAAUAGUUCCAUAAUGUUACGUGUUUUUUUUUUUGUUGUAAAUACCUGGUUUAGAGAUUUAGCUUUGUUAGUGUCAAGGAAUUAAAAGGGAUUCGCACACUUCACUUUGCAUACUUUACGAAUAGUAAAUGCAAUUUAUACAAAAACUUUAAACAUCUAAACACAUGAUGUGAAUUGUGUUUUCUUGGGAAUAUUCCGCUGACAUGUUUACUGUUAAAACAAAAGAAAAUAC